This is a messenger RNA of Penicillium psychrosexuale, 438 nucleotides long. Its product is annotated as AP-2 complex subunit sigma. The coding region runs from base 1 to 438 and encodes 145 amino acids. The transcript has 5 exons. Lineage: Eukaryota; Fungi; Ascomycota; Eurotiomycetes; Eurotiales; Aspergillaceae. Gene Ontology annotation, biological process: protein transport; clathrin-dependent endocytosis. Gene Ontology annotation, molecular function: clathrin-cargo adaptor activity. The record is from RefSeq and is a predicted model, not a curated record. Gene Ontology annotation, cellular component: AP-2 adaptor complex; intracellular membrane-bounded organelle.
AUGGUCCUUUCCUUUAUCCUGGUUCAGAAUCGCCAGGGGAAAACGCGCCUGGCGAAAUGGUAUUCACCGUACAGUGAUGAAGAGAAAGUCAAACUGAAAGGCGAGGUCCAUCGCCUCGUCGCCCCCCGAGAUCAGAAAUACCAGUCCAACUUUGUCGAGUUCCGCCGGAGUACCAAGGUCGUCUACCGCAGAUAUGCCGGCCUGUUCUUUUGCGUCUGCGUCGAUGCGAACGACAACGAGCUAGCCUAUCUCGAGGCCAUCCAUUUCUUUGUCGAAGUGCUGGACCAGUUCUUCGGCAAUGUGUGCGAGCUGGAUUUGGUCUUUAAUUUCUACAAGGUCUACGCUAUCCUGGAUGAAGUCUUUCUCGCCGGCGAGAUUCAAGAGACAAGCAAGCAGGUCGUUCUCACGCGAUUGGAACACCUGGAUAAAUUGGAGUAG